Molecule: messenger RNA, 471 nt
Organism: Lactuca virosa
Lineage: Eukaryota; Viridiplantae; Streptophyta; Magnoliopsida; Asterales; Asteraceae
Source: the annotation of a GenBank genome assembly
AUGAGAAAGAACAAAACCAUUCACGCAUCUCAUGGAUCUUCUCGUGAAGCUCAAUCAUCGCGUUCAACAAAAAAAGUAUCUACCGAGCAUGUUGAUCGUGAUGAGGAUAAUGAUGAUAUACAGGUUGACAAUGCCAAUGUUGAUAGUCCAUUUGAGGCUGAAGACCAUUAUGAUCUCCUAAUCCGACAAUUUCCACCACCACCAGUUUAUGGUCAGCCUUCGGGAGCACACUUUGAGCCACAACAUGAGUACCAGUCUUAUCUACAACAUAACGAGCCCGAUCUCGAGCCCGAGUUCCCUCUUGAUAUCUACAGUCAGCUUGCUGCCUUGCGCCUCCAGGGCAACCGGAACACAACAUCCAUUCGGCGCUUCGAGGAGCAGCAAGCCCGCACCAACAACUACAUGGAGGAACUUUGGCAUCAUUUUCGGCCCGAAGGCGGUUACCGCCCUCAUGGUCCUCCUCCACCUUGA